AUGGCAGAAUGUGCGGUUACAUAUCUUCUAGACAGGCUUACAAUCAUAUGGGAGCAAAAGGUGAGAGAGCUUAAGGGAGUGAAGGAGGGAAUAGAAAACAUUAAAGAUGAAUUGGAACGGAUGACAGCAUUUCUCAGAGUUGCUGAUGCAAUGGAAGAUACUGACAUGGAGCUCAAAGUUUGGGUUAAGCAAGUACGAGACAUCGCAUAUGAUACUGAAGAUGUUCUUGACAAAUUUAUAUUCUUCCACUUGACACGAAGUAGUCAGGAUUCCAUGGCCAAUGUUUAUGUUUAUAAGUUAUUCGGCUGGAUUUCGAAAUUAAGGUUCAAUAAUGGGAUUGCUUCUGAUAUUGAGGACAUUAGAUAUCGGGUGAGGGGCAUAGCAGAACGACAUCAGAGAUAUCGAUACAAGUUCAAUAAUACCUUAAAUCAGCAAGGCAUGAAUCCAGUUGCUGUCAACAGCCUGGCAUAUGAUCGGAGAGGAGAUGCGCUUUUAAUGGAAGAAUCUGAGCUUGUAGGCAUCAAGAGCCGGAAAAACGUGCUGAUGGGAUUGCUCGUGGAGGGUGGUUCGAGAUUCGGUGUGAUUUCAGUGGCUGGAAUGGGAGGUUUGGGGAAAACAACCCUUGUAAAGAAAGUUUACGACGAUCCAGCAGUGAAGAGGAACUUCCAAAGCCACGCUUGGAUAACCGUCUCUCAGUUAUUCAAGAUCGACGAGCUCCUCAAGGACACAAUAAAGCAACUCUUUGAGGAAAUCAAGCAAGCAGUCCCUCAAGGAAUCAACACUAUGAACAGUAAUCAGCUGAAGGAAGUCAUUAAACAGUUCUUGCAGGGAAGGAGGUAUGUACUUGUGUUUGAUGAUGUCUGGAGCAUUCAAGCGUGGAAUGCCGUUAAAUAUAUGUUGCCUAACAACUCUUAUGGAAGUCGUGUCAUUAUAACAACGCGUCUUACUUCCGUAGCUUCCCAUGCUAGUAUGGGAACUGUUGGGAAUGUAUAUAUGUUGAAUCCCCUUAGUCAAGAGGAAUCAUGGACUCUGUUUUGUCGAAAGACAUUUCGAUUGAGCUCGUGCCCUCCAUAUUUGAUGGAAAUUUCGCACAAAAUCUUAAAGAGGUGUGCGGGCCUGCCGCUUGCUAUCAUGUCUAUCAGUGGGGUUUUGGCUACGAAGAGCAACAGAUAUGAUGAUUGGGUGAUGCUUAAUAACAGUCUUGGAGCAGAAUUGGAAGACAACGACACGCUAGAGAGUUUGAGACUGAUCUUGUUGCUUAGCUUCAACGAUUUGCCUUAUUAUCUAAAAUCUUGUUUCUUAUACUUAAGCAUAUAUCCAGAGGAUCAUUUGAUAGUCCAGAAUUCCUUGAUUCGGCAGUGGAUAAUGGAAGGUUUUGUGAAACCUAAAGAAGGAAGAACGCUGGAAGAAGUUGCAGAAGGCUACCUAAAUGAGCUUGUCAAUAGAAACAUGAUCCUCAUUGUGAGGUAUAACGACGAUGGAAGUGUAAAACAUUGCCGCAUCCACGACUUUCUCCGGGAGAUGCUUGUAUCGAAAUCAAGAGACCAAAGUUUCGUGAUGACAGCAAACGAGCAAACCAGAGAUUGGAUCCACAAACUUCGUCGCUUAUCAAUCCAUGGUUCUUGGGCUAAAACUCAACCUCAAAGGUGUGGUGCUCAACUUCGUUCUUUACUUGCAUUCAGUGCUACUGACUCGGAAUCCAUGUCGUCAAUGCAUGAACUGCUCAAUGGCUCUAGAAUGCUCAAAGUUUUGGAUAUGUCAGGAUCCCCUUUAGAAUCAUUCCCAAAGCCAAUCACCAAACUCCUUCAUUUGAAGUAUCUAAGGUUGAGACAUACAAAGAUUAAAUCACUUCCAAGAUCAAUCAGAAAUCUCCGAAUGCUAGAGACGUUAGAUCUUAAGCACUCUCUCGUCACAGAGAUACCCAGAGAGAUCUUAGAACUUCAAAAUCUGAGGCAUAUCAUUGUAUAUCAUUCUGUAGAAUACUCGUACCUUCCUUUCGAUUUUACACUAGGUUUCAAGCCACCAAAGGGAAUGGGAGCUCUAACAUCCUUGCACCAACUCUCAUUUGUUGAUGUGUCCCCUGGCACUGGCAUAUUAGAAGAGCUAGGGAAGAUGAAGGAACUGAGAAGGCUUUGCAUACUCAAAUUGAGAACAGAUGAUGGAAUGGCCCUCUGUUCAUCCAUCGAAAACCUCCAAAAUCUUCGCACAUUAAACAUAUCUACAACAGCAGAGGAUGAGAUUCUUGAUCUGCAUCAAAUGUCUUCUCCCCCUUUGUCCAUGCAGCGGCUCUAUUUAACGGGGCGUUUGGAAAAAUUUCCACACUGGAUACAAUCUCUCAGAAGCUUGGUUAAAGUUUAUUUCAGGUGGAGUCGGUUAAGGGAAGACCCACUCGAGUAUCUCCAAGACUUGCCAAACUUAGUCCAUCUCGAGUUUCUUGUGGGCUAUGUUGGAGAGGAACUGCGUUUCAAGGCAGGAAAGUUUCAAAGGCUUAGACUGUUAGAUCUGGACAAGUUGGAACCUCUUAGAGAGGUAAUAGUUGAGGAUGGAGCAAUGCCUCAUCUGGAAAAGUUAAUUCUUCAGCGAUGCAACUUUCUAGAAAGCGCUCCAACUGGAAUUGAACACCUUAUCAAUAUGAAAGUUCUUGAAUUUUUCGAUAUGCCAGAUGAAUUUAUUCUGAAGCUGCAUGGAGAAUACCAUAAAAUUGCACACAUUCCUCAAGUAUAUCACACUUAUUGGAGGGAUGGUGUCUGGGAAUCCUAUCCAUUGGAUGACAACCAAGAAAAGGAGAACUUUGGUAGGCCAAGAACUGCAAUUAGGACCUACAAUCAGCGUAAUUCACUGUAA
This is a messenger RNA of Fraxinus pennsylvanica, 2844 nucleotides long. NCBI's taxonomy places the organism in Eukaryota, Viridiplantae, Streptophyta, Magnoliopsida, Lamiales, Oleaceae. The record is from the annotation of a GenBank genome assembly.